AUGAGUACGGGGUUUAACAAUUUAUACACUGCAGGAAUAGCAACUGUCAAUCCAAAUCUUAUUCAGUAAUUUGGGAAUGGGUCAGCUUUAUUGGCACCAUUUUAAACUAGCUUUUUAGCGUCAAGUGAUUCAGGAGGGUAGUAAUAUGGAUAUGGGUUAGGCUCUGACCUUUAAGCCAGUAUUAAUAAUAAACUGAAAUAAAUUUAAACUAGUUCAUUGAGUCGUAUCAGCUCCUAGAUAAAAACUGAUAGCUACGAAGAGGAUGAUCAGUCGAAAACGAACUAUUAAAAUUUGCUAUAGCAAAGCUCCUCAUUUGGUGCAUUGAAUACAAAUCUAGAAGGAGGAAUUAAUGGGAAGCCAAGUAUAUCUGACUUCCUCAAAAAGGGUAAGAGCGGAAACGGAUUGGGAGGCCUAGCUUCUUCAGGGAGAGUAAGCGCUGUCAAUUUAAAUUAAGUCACUUCAAAUCCAACACAAGAGCUAAAUAUAAAUUUACUUAGUGAUAUCAACAAGUCCAAUGGCCCGAUUUCAGUAUUACCUUAUCCCAUUUUACAGUCAAAUUUUCAGCCAAAAAAAUCAAACAGAGGAAGAAAACCUAAAGGCUAUUAUUAAGAUAGUCCAAAUGCUUAAAUGUACAAUAAGAUCAUUAAUUCAUCAGCAAGUACCAGUGCUUAUAUCCCGCCACUGGUUACUAAUAGAUUUCAGAUUUAAUUAACCAUAGAAUAGCACGACGUUAAGUAUACCACUUGGUUUGAAAAAGACAAGUUCUCAAGCAUGCUUGAUUAUUUCAAGCACUUAGCUAAUUAAUACAAACUCAACGAUCCCAAAUCUUUUAAUAUAGCCAAUGAGCUUACACCUUUGCUUUAUAUUAGUGAUAUUAAUGAUAUCAGAGAAGGUGAGUCCUAUAUUUUGUCCAAAAGAAACUCAAUAUCAAUCUAGGAUACUUCCAUAGCUGAUAAACUCACCUAUUUACACAAGACCGGUUAGAGAUUUAAUCCAAAUCAAUUAGAUGAUGGCACUUUACCUGUAAGCUAUACCAUCCCCGAUAGGAUAUUAUUCUUCAACACUAAAACUCAAAAUAGAGACUUGAAGGAUAAUCUAAUCUUUGAUUUCUCAAAGCCUGCUGAGAAUUUAAAGCAAACCAGAGUCUCAUCUAGAGCUGUAGAGAGUAACAACUUCGGCGAUAAUCAAAUGUACAAUUAAUUAGCCAGACUAAGCAGCAGCAUAGCUAGCCUUGAAAAUCAAAUGCAGACCAAGAAGAAUGAUAAAUAGGCGAAGCAUGCUAUAAUAAACACUAACGGAUUUUAAAAUCAUUUAAAUCCAGAAAUACCAAUACUACCCAAUAUCAGCCUAAACAUUUCAAACAAUGCAAUGAGCAAAGAUGAUCUUUAAACUGCUUAAUUUACUCAAAAUUUGUUCUAAAAAUUCUAAGAACUAGAUAAAGACAUAGUCAGAGAUGAGUCCCAGUGGGAAGGGUUAGAGAAAUACAGUGAUGAUGACAAUUCUGGCAGUUCAGUUUCCUCGUCAAGACAAAGUAAUGGUGUAAAUAAGCAGUAACAGCAAUAAUAAUAAUAGCAACAGACUUAACCUGAUCAUUAGUCAAUACCAAAGAAGAGAGGUAGAAAGCCUAAGUUUCUAAAGUAAGAAACAGAGACAUUAGAAAACAAGUCUAUUUUCGAUCACCUUUAGAGUCUAAAGGGUUAGCUUGAAAACACUAAUGCAAGAAGAGUAAAGAGAAAUAGAAUGGCAGAUGGAGUUUUCAGUAAUCUCGAAAGACCAGAUAAAUUUGACUUUAUCGAAAAGUAAAGAGUGUAAAGACACUAAGAAAUUGCUGGAAUGGCCUCAUAAACCACACUUAAAAUUGACAACUCUUAGGCAGGUUAUAAUGGAGAAGACCCUGAUUUGAAGAGCGAUAUUAUGGGUGAGGGUGCUUUGAAAAGAGGAAGAAAAAUGACUUCAAUUGAGUUAAGAUUGAGAGCAUCCUAACUAAGAUAAAAUAAUACAGCUCUAGGAGUGAAUCAAGAGGUAUUUAUCCCUUAGUUACAAAAAGCAGAGUACAUCUAUGACUAGGCUAAAGAUAAAGAGAUAGGGGAAGAGUUUAAUGAGAUAUCAAAGCAGAUAUAAAGCAUCUUGAAUCAAAGCUCUAUUAUGAGUAGCACCAAUGGGUAGUCCAAGCCAAGUGAUUUCCUGAAGUAAGAGAAAGAUCAAAGUGAAGAGAAACUUAAAAAGAUUUAUGGCUUGAAGAUGGAGAAUCAAGAGUAGAUCGAGUCUAAAUUUAUUCCAUAGUCUGCAAAUUUGAGGAAGAAGUUAAAGCAUGACGAGAAAAUAUAUAAGUACAAUGUGGUACCUAAGGAAUGGGCUGAGGCAACAGCUUCUGAAAUCAAAGUAAAAGCAGAUCAAGAGUAUCACUACAGUCUGACAACUAAAUUAAUAGGAUUUAUCCCUUGGGAUACCUGGGUUCCACCUCCUAUACCUUAUAAAGAACUAGGAUACGCAAGACUUCUAUAUCAAAAAGGAGAGAAGCUAGUCACUAUGACAGCAGAUUUCGUGGACUUUGCCAAUGAUAUUGGUAAUAUUACAUCAAGAAACAACUUGAUAAUCAAAGGUAAAAUAAUUAUUUAUUUUUAAGACUUAUUUUUAGUAAAGAGAAUGAUGGUUUAAAGAGGAUUCAGAGCCAGUUUAUAAUUUGUAAAAUCAACCAGAGAGAUGACAUGCACACUUCUAACGAUUAAUUGCUCAAGGUGUGGAAAGCCAGACAUCAAUACUAAAUUCUCUAGAUACAAAAACUCCUGUCCAUUCCAGAUGACUUUCCUAAGGAAAUCGGCUAUUCAAUUCAUUCAUAAGAGAAAUAACUAGCUGGCUCAGGCGAAGCUACACAAGAAGUCUUAGUAUGCACCUCUGGGUUAUGAGGAGCAGAGUGCGAUAAACUUUAACUUUUCAACUAACGAAAAUGGAGAAUUCGGAGAUCUGUGCUUUAGGCAUAACGAUGAUGCAGAUAUCAAUCCAAAUAUACCUGAGUAGUAUAAGAAGUUCAGUAAGAUGCUUGAGGAGAUAGACAUCCCUAACGAUCCCUAUUUCUUGUGGAAGUAUAGGUCUUUUCACAAUCAUGAAAUGGAUACCAAUUUGAUAUCUGGAGCAGAUUAGAUCAAGCCCAGAGACUUACACAGAAAAGGAGCUUUUAAUGCUAUUCCAGAGACUCAUCUAGCUAUUUAAGAGUUGAGUUUUAAGUAUAAGAACGAAGUCUUAGAUGAAAUAAAAAAGAGAGACAAUGUGACCAUUAACAUGGAUGAUAUUAUCAACCCAGACUCGAACGAGAUAGAUGAAGAUGAGUUAGACUUUGAGGGCUGUACCUAUGGCAUGAUUGAAACCAUGUCCACAGUGUUUAUGUUUGAUCACGACAUUGACUAAAUUGCUCAUAUUAGAGUAGUUGAGCCUCUUGGCUUUGAGCCUUAGCUUUUGGUGCUAGAUUUAACAACCUAGGAUGACUUUGUAGACAACUCAGCUAUUAUAAAGAAAUAUGAUUAUCUCAUGUCCACUGCUGUAAAUACUAAAAAAGAAGACCUCUCUGGCAGAUGGCCACCUUUGAAGUCGCAGAUAAAUCAUGUUAUGGAGUGCGUCUGGAAGUAUGUUACCAAGAUCUAUGAGCAUGUAGCCAGAAGAAUUAGAAAGGGUGGAGCUUAUUCAAUUAAAAAAUACAAAAAUGUGAAGAGAGAUGCGUAUAAAUACUUUGAUGAAAAUGGCAUCCCUAGGCCUGUCAGAGUGAUCGGGGUAAAGAAACCUACCUAGCCCAAGAAAACACCUGAAACUGAGAUUGACUCACUGAUGAAAGCUCUACACGGAGGAAAUAAGAAUGGAAAUGAAAAGCCAAUGAAGUACUAGCAGCAAAAUCAGGAUGUGAUUAAUAGCGAAGAUGAGUACAUGGAUGAAAGCUAUAGGUCCAGUGGACCUCAAAAGCUCAAUAAAUUUGAAGAUAUUGUCAAUGAUGAAGAAAGUAACUAUAAUAUUUACAAUUGA
Stylonychia lemnae is the source of this 4011-nucleotide messenger RNA. NCBI's taxonomy places the organism in Eukaryota, Ciliophora, Spirotrichea, Sporadotrichida, Oxytrichidae. The record is from the annotation of a GenBank genome assembly.